UGAUUCUCUCAGAAUUCUCCCUGUCAGCACCUGACCUUAUCUUCCCACAGCAGCUGAUUGGCCGGUUUGGCUUGGUAUCAAAACAUAAACUGCACCUACCAGUUGGCAGUGUCUCAGUCGGGCAUGAUGUCUCCACAGGGUGUCUUCAGCUGUCUUUAUGUGCUGCUACUGUCUGCUGCAAUCAGAACAGUUGAGCCAACGGUCAAGCUGAGGUCCCUGAAGCAUUUUGUGAGCACGUACUCGGCCAUGCUGAUCUGCAGCGCCUACAACUUCUACCCCAAACACAUCAACAUCACCUGGCUCAGAGACGGGCAGAGGGUGACGGGCGGCGUGACCUACACCGAGGAGAUGGCCGAUGGAGACUGGUACUACCAGAGCCACGCCUACCUGGAGUACGACCCCAAACCCUGGGAGAACAUCUCCUGCCUGGUGGAGCACGCCAGCUUCAAACAGCCCAGGACCUACCAGUGGGAUCCAUCACUGCCCGGGUUUCAGAAAACCAGAAUCGCUGUUGGAGCCGCUGGGCUUCUGCUGGGGACAGUGACCGCGACUGCUGGACUCAUCUUCUAUUUGAGACACCGCAGAGACCCGAUUUCAUAUUAAGAGCAAGAGGAGAGUGGACGUACCUUAAUAAUAACACACCAGUCUGUGGAAGACUGAAGAACAGUCAUCGACAAAUAAGGACAAAAGGAUAAAAUAAUCAGUACUGUGUUCUUCUCGAUUUUUUUUUUGAUUCUGUGCCAUUUAUAAGCCUAUCUGUCUUAUUCUGUGUG
This is a messenger RNA of Astyanax mexicanus (Mexican tetra), 773 nucleotides long. RefSeq names its product DLA class II histocompatibility antigen, DR-1 beta chain-like. The record is from RefSeq and is a predicted model, not a curated record. Bases 124 to 603 code for a protein of 159 amino acids. NCBI's taxonomy places the organism in Eukaryota, Metazoa, Chordata, Actinopteri, Characiformes, Acestrorhamphidae. Gene Ontology annotation, molecular function: MHC class II protein complex binding. Gene Ontology annotation, cellular component: MHC class II protein complex. Gene Ontology annotation, biological process: antigen processing and presentation of exogenous peptide antigen via MHC class II; peptide antigen assembly with MHC class II protein complex; positive regulation of T cell activation. The transcript is spliced from 4 exons.